CGACAACGAGCGGUAUUUGAAAUCGCAUCCGGAACUGGACGUAAUGGUUGGGGACUUUUUAGGAAAUGUGCUUCUUAAAAGGCCCACUGACAUCCAUGAGUUUGCUGCAGGGUACGGACAUCAGUACGAGAAAUACGAGAGACAAAGACUACUUCUCCAACCCGAAUCUUCCAGUGGUUAUUGCCUCCAAAAUGAAAGGAAACAUGGAAUGAAACAAAGCCAACAGCAACACAAGGGGGAAGCCUUUGUUAAAAAAUAACUUGGACACGUGUAUUAAUUAAUUACAUUCGUUUCAGGCACUAAUUGUUCAGUUUAUAACUUUAUUGUCUUAGAUGCAAGAUACUAACGAUUAUUCCUAAUGAGUGUGAUUUUUAUUGCCUUUUAUUGUCGUAAUACUUGAAGAACAGUGAACAUAAAGCUUGUUCUAUGUGGUGAAAAGGAUCUUCCAUUGUUAUUUUUUGACUAGAUAUUUGAUUGGCAUAAUAAUAAUAAUUAUAUUAUAAUACGGCUCUUUGGUGUGUUGAUUUCAUCAGCCCAUCCGUCUGUCCUUGCUCUUCAUUCAGAUUAAUUCAGUAGUGAUCAUAGGGUGAUUGGAAUGACGUCACACACACACACACACACACGCGCGCGGUGUGUUUAAAUACGAUGCACCUAUUUUGACUGUGUUGACUCCGGGUAAUCACCUCAGCUGUGAGGGAGCAUCAAAGGAACAACACGCACAUCUUCACAUCUCUGCUUUAAAUUGCAUUGUUUGAAGAAUCUACCUGGUGGCGCACGCAGUUCACGUAAGUAAAAACAUAUUUAGACAUAAAUCAAUGCUUUUUUGUGUUUCCCUUUUCAGUCUAUGUGUUGAAAAUUGUAGUUAUGUCAUUUUGUCGAACCCCUUACGUUGCUUAAAUACACAUGUAUGAAUGUGUUUUUGUGUUUCUAAUAAUGUUUUUUUUGUAUUAAAACCUUAUUAAUCACAUGUUAUUUCUACACUUCCAUUUCUCAAUGGAGAGCAAACAAAUUGAGUGAAAGCAAAGAAACAUGCAAAUGUUGAGGCAUCUCUGUUAUGCGAGAGGCAAUGUCGAAUUCAAAGUUUGUGUUUAUGUAAAAGUGACGGAGGAAGCAGCACAUCGUGUACCUCCAGACAUGUUGUUCACGGCAUGUUAUGUUCUAAACUCCGUGGAGCUGGAUGGGUAACAAGGGAGGUAACUAUCACACCCCCCCCCCCAGAGGAAGAAGCAUAAAACUGGAGGUAGAUUGCACGGAGACCGGCUCCAUAACAACUAGACCUCAUAACAAAACGUAAUAACUUUCCGUUAUGUUACAGAAAGGUACAGCAUUACAAAGGCAAAGUACGCGGGUCAAAUGACUUCUUUUAACUCAUCUUCAACAGACAGACUUUCCCACAUGGCCCCAAAAGGAGGAACGUUUUCCUUUCUGCUCGUUGUGGGCUGUUCGGCCUUUGCUGCACCACCAGACGGGAUGCCUCGAAAUAAAUGUGACUUCAAAGGCGUUGCAGAGAAAAUGAUGAAGAAGUGCCAGACUAAGGGGUACCCCGAGCCUGAGAUGAUGCAGCUGGGAACCUUCUUCAAUAACACUGACUUUCUUAUGGCAGCGAGAAACUCUGAGCAAUCUGGCAGCUUCAUGUCCACUUUCCUCAAUGUCCUGUAUUCUGUUACUCCUGACGGGGUCAACGAAAGGAAAAACAAGACGUGGAAUUUCAGGAAUCUUGCCAGCAUGCUCCGGCUGAUGGAGAACUCCUCUGAGGCCUCCGCGUGUUACAUGCAGGCCUUUGUGGCGCCUCUGUGCUGGAAGAUUUUGACCACACAGAACGACGACAACAUGACGGCAGACGAGUAUGACGCGCUGCUCCGGGCUGCCAAACCUGCUCUGCAGAAUAUGCUUUUUACUGGAAUGGACCUUCCCACUGAUAUAGGAAGAGGCCGAAACCUGGAAAAGAUAAUGGAGAUGCUGAUGGAGGUGUAUGAUGCCAUGUCUGAAGACCAAAGGACUCAGGUGGUGAGAUGGGUGAAGGAGCAGAUCACACAGAAGUACUUCAACUGUACAACCAGGCCUCCGUCUGAGCCGAGAUCAAUGCUGAUGGAGAGCUGCGAACUUUCACUGAAAUGGCUUAACUCGGAGGCGUUGACCAUGAUGGGACCUUUCGUCUCCUGUUUAGCGACUGAAGACGUCAAUUCUUCUCCCAACAAACAGCUGUGUGGAUUUUUCCACUCAGCCCAGUUCCAAUCCACUAUGAGUAACAUCUCUAAUAUCAAUCCAAGCCUGGGCGAGACGUUUCUCCAAAGGUUUCAAGAGUGCUUCAGUGGAGAGCAGGAGUUUGCUGAGAAUGUGGACAAGCUCGGCAUACUGGCCUGUUAUUUCUCCCCUGCUGCAGACUUGACCCCCGACCUUAGCGGGAAGCUCCUCUCCGAGCUCAACAGCUGUGAUGAUUUCAGCAACCCCAAGAUUACAAAGCUGAAGAAGCGUCUGGUCAAGUCUGUGAUGUCCGAUACAAACGUCACCAAAGCACUGGGCAGGCUGGGCAGAAGUGUCGCCUUCCUGUCUCCCAAACAGCUGUCUGAGAUUCCCGACAAUCAACUCAAGGGAUUCCUCAAAAACAUGGGAGCCGACGUCCAAUGGACGAAGGGCCAGCAGCGCGCCGUGGUCGACAAGCUGCUCUGCAGCAAGUGUGUCGACGUGCCCAUUGAGGAGCUCGUGGACCUUCAGGCGUUUGUAGGUGGUUUGCCGGCCAGUGCGCUCAAGCGCGUCAAGAGCCUGCCGCCGUUUCAAGAGGGCCUGAAGAACUUGACCAUGCGGAUGAAGAAGGGGCAGCUGGUGGCCAUGCUGCAGGGGUUGCUCGGGGAAAUGGGCCUUUCGGAGCUGGUGCAGAAGUUGUCCGGUCCUUUGCUUCGCAGGCUUCCUCUAAGCAAACUGGAGGAAGCAGACGUCCUUUCCUUCCUCUCCUUGGACACAGUGAGCGAGAAAAUGUGGUCGAUGCCACAGGCGGCUUUCCUGGCAAAACAGAUGCAUGAACAAAAGAAGUUUCGAUGGAGGCCGUAUUCAUUCCUUCGGGGAGUCACCUGUGAGAUGAUCGACAAUGUAGCAGACAAGGAUAUGCAAGACAUGGCUGAGGCCAUGAACCAGACUUCACUGUUGCUCUCCAAAGGGCAGGCGGGAUGUGCAGCCAGAAAGCUCUUUGCCACGAAGGAGAAAGAGCGAGCCGACUAUUUCCAAACCAUCACUGAGGAGGAGAUGAACAAUAUUUCGACAUACCUACUUCUUCACCUGCCGCCACUGAAGCUGAGGAAUUUGCCCGCCUCUGUGUGCCCUGCCUUCCUCAACAAGAUGCAAGAGGCUGACCUGAGCUCGUUGCCUCCUCGUUCGCCGUCCCGCCCCGCACUGUCCCAGAGGGCCCUGCGCUGCCUGGUCCAGCGUCCAGGCGUGUCUGCACUGACAGGGGAAGAUGUGCGAAGGCUCGGCCCGCUUCUAUGUGAGCUUCAGCUUUCCCAGCUGCUCCUCGUGGCCCCAGAUGUCCUCAACUCCAGCCUCCUGCAGAUGGCUUCCUGCCAGCACAUUCCUCAAGGCCACACGGCAGAUGUGAUCCGGCUGGUCACGCAGACGUUCGGGGAUCCAUCGUAUUGGUCAGCUGAGACGAUGGAAGCAGUUGGUCCUCUUCUCCUUCUGGAUGACGACGCCACGUCCGCCCUGCCCUACAAGUCGUGGAUGAAGGACGUUCUGUAUUCCCUGAAGUCGGGCAUGCACCACCCCUCCAAUGCCCUUAGAAGAAAACUAUUUGAUCUCAUCACCACCACCACCAACACGUCAAAUGCAGGAGUCACCAGUAGUGAUGGUAAAGAAAUAACCGUGGACCUGAUUGAAGAACUGGGAAUGGACAACGUCUACUGGACAUACACACAGCUGGCUCUGAUGUCAAAUGAAACCUUCCUCGAUGCUUUAGAAACACUCGGGGCCGUCUCUGACUACAAGUCGGACCAACUGGCCGUGCUUAGUAGAAGAGUGACUGAGCAGGCUUUUGGCCCCGUGUCACAGAUGACGGAGAGCGUGGUGAUGCAGAUGGGAUGCAUAACUCGGGGCUUCUCCAAUGCGGACCUGCAGAAGCUCCCCUUCUCGCUGGACGCUCUGGAGGAAAUUGCUAAAUGUGGCUGGAAUGAUUCACAGAUGGAGCCGGUGUGGAGGGGGGUUUCUGCAUACAACAACCUGACGGCGCAGCGUCUGGGCGCUGCAGAGAUGGUCGCUCUGAGCCAGUUCAUCUGUGGCCUGAGCUCCACGGAGCUCCAACAGCUCAGCGUGGACGCCUUCAAGGACGCUGUGGGCUCAAUGGAUGGUGUUCAAUGCUCCUCUGAGGUCACACAGCAGAUGAGAAGUGUUGCUGUGUCAGCCUUUGGAAACCCAAACACCUGGACGGAAGCACAGGUGUCGGAGCUGGGCAACAUCAUUGCUGGGUUGGAUUCAACCGAGUUGUCUUCUUUAGACCCGGCUGUCUUCUCUUUUAUCAGCAAGUCCUGCGUCCCGCUCUUACAACAUUUACACGCACUCUCUGCGGUUCAGGUUGAGGCUCUCGGACCCGACAACGCUGCCAUGGUUACCAGUGAACAGCGAGCCGCGCUGAGUGACGAGCAGCUGGCCGCUCUUGAAAGGGCAGUGACGGGGUCACCUGAGCAAACACAGAGAUCCGGCCAGUCAGGUACUCCAUCGCUGAAUGUUGAGGCAAUCUCGGCUUUCGUGAAGCCCUUCCUGUUACUCCUCACGGCGUUCCUGCUGCUGUGAGAAAAACUCACAGGUGCUUUAUAAUCACACACCCAGCCGGGUUAACAUUAGGUACACUUGUGACAUGUAAUGCAGACAUGUUUCUCAUAGAGAAGCAGAAGCAGAGAAACGGGCCUAUUAUUCCCACAUGACCUAUGACCUGAUAAACUGUGUAAGGAAUCGCUAGAACUGCUUUUAAAUAUUCUGUCAACAGCAUGAAGAGGAACAUUUGUCUAUGUGGUAUAUCUUUAUUUUACAGUGUGCUGACAAAAAGGAAAGAAAUGAAAAUGACAUGUGAUCAAAGUCAAUAAAGAAUAUUCAUAUACGUAUUUGGUUACUGUUGAAAUGGUAUUUGAUCUAAGGCAAAAACAUAAAUAAGUGCUACUUAAUGACACGUCCCUGUAUCCUCCGGUACGUGAGUACGGUAUUUCAAACUCUCACCUCUUACUCUCAGAUCUAUUUAAGUCAAGCAAUCGUUUUUUUGUAACUGUUAAAUUAAACGGAUUUCCCAUCCUUCUUUGUUCACAUGUCAGCAAGGCAAAAAAAUAAAAAACCUGCUGCUCAGUGAGUCGUGCUGCCACGUCUGAUUUGUUUUUUCAAUACAAAAACAAAUGACAUUUUCAAGGACUGACAUGGUCGUUGAUCUGAUGUUUACGCUGUACCAUUCAUUCAGUUUUACUCCAUUAACUAGUAAUUAUUUUAGAUUAUUGCUGAGCAUUUUCCAAAGCAAAAUAUUGAAAUUGUAUACUUUUAUUGGUAGAUUUUUAUUUCAUUAAAAUAUAAAUAUACGUAGGCUUCAAACCUGCUGAGACAUGUUAUCAACACAAGAACAUAAUUAAUGGGUUCACAUUUUUUUUUUUUCAAUUUAGCCUCAAGACAUUACCGACAUCACACUAAAUGCAUUGAAAGUCUUUGGUCACCGUGACAAUGGCAGUGUGGACGUUCCUUCACAGUAUAGAUGUACUACAGGGGAGAAAAUCCAACGAUAAUUCCAUUGAAAAAUAUAUACUUCAAAAUAUACUUUCAGCCGUAUGAGUUUGAUUAAAUCAAGCAGGUCCGAAAUUUGUAUUUUUGUUGCAAAAUAUAAUCUUUGCAUCGAUGCCAGAGUUGGGAAUCCUUAUGAAACAUUAUUAUACAUUUCUGAAAAUGGCCAUAAAAAAGGUCAACCUUCUAAACCGCUGCAAUGCUUAUUGUAGAAUAUAUAGAAAAACAAACACAAAGAAACAUACCUCGGUUGCCGUUCAUACGGCUCCUCGGUAGGAUGAAAAUAUUGAAAUCAGACACAAUACAUUGCAAACUAUCAACAGCCAAGAAAACAGUUAUCACAACUACAGUCGGAUCGUAACUCUCUAGGGCACAUUAGGGGACAGAAAAGUAGCCGUAAUCGUUUUACUCGUCACUACUGAGCACAGAAAUGCUGCUUCAGAUCCGGAGUGUCAAAGGUCACCGGUUAAAAAUCCCAUUUAAUGUUCACAUGAGAACUGUGUUGAAUCAGCUUCUUUGGGUGGAUUCUUAAAAAAAAAAA
Messenger RNA from Gasterosteus aculeatus aculeatus (three-spined stickleback), 6280 nucleotides. Lineage: Eukaryota; Metazoa; Chordata; Actinopteri; Perciformes; Gasterosteidae. The record is from RefSeq and is a predicted model, not a curated record.